Messenger RNA from Trichophyton verrucosum HKI 0517, 1515 nucleotides. RefSeq lists its product as uncharacterized. The coding region runs from base 1 to 1515 and encodes 504 amino acids. The transcript is spliced from 3 exons. Lineage: Eukaryota; Fungi; Ascomycota; Eurotiomycetes; Onygenales; Arthrodermataceae. The record is from RefSeq and is a predicted model, not a curated record.
AUGGAAAGCCUGAUGCAGCCGGAAGAUUCGGUGAUGUUCGAAGUCAGAAUAUUCAUCGAUGGUAUCUGUGCUUCGUACGUGGCAGCUGCAUCGCCUCCGCUAGUCCUAUAUGUCCUCACUUUAAUACUAACCGUCGAUGGAAUAGGGCAAGUCUGUUCAACCAGCAAACCCUUUGGCCUCAUGUCAUUGUAUGUAUUAACUCUCGCAGAACUCGACAGAAAUGGCAACCAAGAUAGUCUGCGGUUUCCAAUGUUCCAUGAAGAGUUGCUUCAUCAAGCCCACUGGGAUGCUGGCGACAUGUACGGUCGAAUUCGUGUCGUCAUAUCAGAAGGCUUCACUCGGCCGCUUCGUAACCCGCCCUUUGAGAGAGUGAGAGAUCUCAUCGCUUUUUCUUACCAGCACGCUCCCCUCGGUGUACUGGAGUCUUCUGGCAUUGCCUGGCCAAAUCCAGGGAUGUGGCAGCAACUGGUACCAGGCUCUCGACAUUUUGUUAAACACUCUCUUGGACCUCUUUACAGUGUUGAAAAGGAUGAGGAUGCCCAUUCACACUCCCCAACGCGCCAUGAUAUCCGGCAGUUCAACAACCAAGGUGUUCAGAUUGGGGCUGGUUUCUCUACCCUCCCCUAUCGAAUGCAACCUAAUCCCGUUCCACCACAGUUUAGUAACAACCCGUGGUUAGACCGAGAUGGGCCAUGGAUUGCACCACCACCUCAAGUUUCAGAUCCCUUCGUCGACCCUUCAAAGAACCCCUGGCCACCCUGGCCUAUCAAGCGCCGUCAUUCAACACUGGAUGAUAUAUCGAUGCCAAACUAUAUCGCAUCGAGCUCCUCGAGCAGUCGUGUGAUUUCUAAUACUGCUGGCCUGAAUUUUUCGCGUAACAGAGAACCAUCCCAGAUGGCUCCUAUGGACGAUGAGCAGUAUAAUCAGCUAAUCAAAGCCAUGAGUCCAAGUAAGGCAACAGGAGGUACCAGUCCUCCAAUGAACACCCCAGUAGCAGGGAAAGCAGCAACCAAAGCGCCUUCAGCAGUGAAGGGCGCUACAGAUGGCACUGUUAACAAGAGCCAGCCCAGUGCUCUCAGGGAGCUUUCGCAACCUGGGGAAGACAGGAGAGUAAGGUCGGGAUCCAGUCUUCGCUCUAGAAACUCGCUUAACGAAGUGCCACCUCAAUCCCAGACUGGCCUCCUUAGCCCCAGUCCUAACAUCCGAGGCCGGAAGGAAGGAAGCCUUAGCGUCUAUGAAGACGAUAAAGAAAACAGCAGUGGUGAUGCCUCUCCAGCUCAUAGCUCACGAAAGGCAUCCCUGACUAUCGAAGCCGCAGUAACUUCAGCGGAAAGCAAGAGAAAAAGGUCUGUAAGCUCAACUCAUUCGCGAGGAGCGGUCGAGGCAGUGUCUCCCUCUUCAUCAAAGAAGAUAUCUCGUCGUAAACGAGAUGAGCAGCUGCAGGCUGAGUUUGAUGAUUUCCUGUCGACAGCAGCCAAAACAGAUGCCCUCCUCUCUGAGGUUGAACUGGAAUAG